UCUGCGAUGCAGGUUCUAGAAGGAUGAACGUUCGCGCACGAUGUCAAUCGGGGCUGUGCUUUGCACGGAAUUAGACCUUGUAGGACCCGGUUGUCACUUUGUUGGAGUCCUCGUCGUCAAGGAAAUGAAGAAAACAAUCCCUGAAUUCUGUCGAGUGCAUUGCCCAAUACUUCUUCGUCACAAUUUUUAACAGUAAAAAUCAUGUCUAAAUUGCAAACGCGAGUUUUUUACGGGUUGCGGACUGAUGUGGCCGGUAAUGCGCACUUCGUCACCGACGAUGAAGUCCUCUACCUCGUCGGAAAUGCCCUAUCGGUGCAUAAUUUUUCUCAACGACGACAGAGGCUGAUCCGGCUUCCAGACAAGCACAAAAUCAACUCCAUGACAAUUACCCCUAACAAGAAAUUCGCCGCUCUGUGUGAAACAGGAGAGAAACCGUUGAUAUCGAUUUAUGAUCUGCACACAUUGAAGCGAAAAAAAUUACUCGGAAUUCCGUACGACGCUUCAGGUGUCACAAGCUUUUCAUGCCUAGCUUUUACUUUCGACAGCAAGUACUUGGCAGUGGUCACCAAUGAGAAUCAAACGAUGCUGUUCUACAAUUGGGAGAAGGGUAAACUCGAGUCAAGCAUGGAGUUGGGCAACUUGCAAAAUCCGAACACGAAAGUCAAUCUUAUAUCCUGCAAUCCCGGUGACACUGGGAUAAUCGCCUUAGGCGGCAAAUUCGCUUUUAAAUUUCUCACAGUCUCAGAAACCAUGUGGCGUCCAUACGGUUUUUCGAAAGCUGAGAACUUGAUCAUCACUUCACUCGCCUGGCUCAACACGGACAGAUUGCUGGCGGGUACGUCGGACGGUAGAAUUCUGUUUUUGGAAAACGGAGACUUGAAAAAUAUUUUCAAAAUGACCGAAGUUACGCUCAUAAAUUUGAAAAUUCGAGAAGAGGUCGCAGUCGCGAAUCCAGUCUCCCAAACGAGUCUGAAUGAAUCCAGAGAACAUCGGCAAGAGAUACUGUGUCUCAAUGUUUUUAGUAGAGGCUUCGCUUUUGCUCUGGGGUACGGUACCAUUGCGGUUUUCGAGAAGGAUGGACAACACAAGUACACCAAGAGAAAUGUCUAUGCUAUUCCUGCACAAGUGUCAAGAGAGGAAAGCGACCACUUGUAUCACGUGAAUACCAUAAGUUCGAAUCCUAGCUCCGACAAACUGAUCAUCACCACGGGGUGGUCUCAAUUAUUUUGCGCAACACUAUGGGGACCAGAUUUAAAAGUCGAUCCAGAGCCUCAAAUGGUCGACGUGAUAGGUCACCAUUUACAUCAUGGACCUAUCGGAGGUCUAUCCAUUUGUACCUGGAAAUCGCACCUUGUGACGUUUGGCGAACUAGAUCGCAGCGUGAGAAUGUGGGAUUACGAGACUGAGAGUUUGAUCAUGGUGAAACAGUAUUUGGAAGAUAUCUCUUGUAUUGUAUUGCAUCCGACAGGUCUCUUCUGUCUGAUUGGGUUCAGCGAUAAGCUGAGAUUUAUGAGCAUUUUGUUCGACGAUUUUUUAACGAUGAAAGAAUUUUCCAUCAGAAAUUGUAAGAUCGCUGCAUUUAGUUAUGGUGGACAGAUGUUUGCAGCUGUUAAUGGAAAUAUUAUUCAAGUAUACGCGACGAUCGACUUCAAUACUCGAUUUUUACUCAAAGGCCAUACCGAGAUAAUAAGAGGAAUAACGUGGUCACAAGAUGAUGCGAGGCUCGUUAGUAUAGGAUCGGAGGGAGCCGUAUAUGAAUGGGACAUGAAUACCGGCCUCAGAUCAGCGGAAGUGGUUCUAAAGGGGAUGACGUUAAAUGGCAUCGUUUUGUCCGCUGACGGAGUUACGGCUUACUGCAUAUCUAGCGAUAAUCGCAUUCACGAAAUCAAAGAAAAUACGGUGAUUCGCGCGUACAAUAUGCCUGGCAUACAGCCCAGUAGUAUAGUGAUGGGAAAAGACGACUCGCUCAUGUUUCUCACUUAUCCUGGCGGAUUCGUCGCAUCUUUGAAGUAUCCCCUAACCGACCCUGUCGAAUUCAAUGAAUAUCACAUUCAUUGCUCGAAUAUUUCUCAGAUGGUUUUAACGUACGACGAACAAGUGCUGAUAACGACAGGAGUCGACGGCACCCUGUGUUUCUGGAAAGUUUCCUACGUCGAUGGCAAAACGUCGGCUUUGAGAAGAGACCUCCUCUACUCCGAUCAGAUCCUUAUCAGCAGGAACGACUUGGGAGAUAAAGUUCACGCCAUUCGUGACCUCAACACUCGCAUAAAGGAACUGGAGACCGAGCACGUGUACAAGAUGCGCCAGACGACUCUGCAGCACAACGACAAGCUGAGAGAGAUCCAUCAGAGCUACUGCGAGGCGAUCGAGGAACUGCGCGACAAGAUCGACAAGCUCGAGGAGGAUCACACUAACGAGAUCAAUACUAUCAACGUGGAGAUAGCCAGAACGAAAGCGGCCCACGAGGAGGCCAUGCGUCAAAUGGAGAUCGGAUACGAUUCGAAGCUCAUAGUCGAGUACGACAAGUACCAAGCAUUCGAGGAGCGCAAUAAUGCCAUGCGCGAGGACUACGAACAGAGAUUAACCGAUCUAGCGAAAGCGAGCAAAGCUGAACUGGAGGAGACGAUAGGCAAGUACGAAGCGCGACUUCGGGAAAAAGAUCUCCAGCUAAAAGAGGCUCACGAAGAGAUGGCCCAGGAGGUCCGGAUACACGAGAUCAUCAAAGCCCAGAUCGAAGACGACGCGGAUCGCGAGAUCGUAGAAUUGCGUACGAAUUACGAGGCAGCCUUGUGCGAGGAGCGCGCAUUGGUAUUGAAGCUCAAAGGCGAGGCAGGAGUUUUGAGAAACAAGCACGCCAUGAGUCAGAAAGACGCCGAGGAUCUGAAAUGGCAGCUGAAUAGCUUGCGAGACGAGUAUACCCAAUUGAAAGGCAGAAAAGAGGAGCUCGAGAAAGACGUGGUGGAUUUGAAGAGCGAACUGCAAGACAGAGACUCGACGAUACUCGACAAAGAGAAGACCAUAGACGAGCUUGGACUGGCUAACCAGGAACUCGAGAAGUUCAAAUUCGUGCUGAAUCAUCGAAUAACCGAAUUGCAAGCUCAAAUAGAACCGCGCGACAAGCAGAUCAACGAGCUCAAGGACAAAAUCGCUGACAUGGAGUUGGAGCUGCUGGGUCUGAACAAGACGAAUCAAAAUCUGGAGUUGAAGCUGUACGAGCUAAGAGAAAAGCUAAGCGCCGCGAAGCGGGAGAUUCAAAUCGAGACACAGCGGCGUAAACGAUGCCAGCAGGUAUCGAGAAAGAUCAGGAUCGAGUUGCUCGAUACAGCGGCACUGAUACAAGAACCGAAUGCCUUGAAGAGCGCUAUCAUAAAGCUGUACCAUCGCUACAGCGACAGCGAGGAGUUCUUGCGAAAUCACAAGGCAGACCUGGACGCUCAGUGCGAAUUCAUGAAGCAGAGGGACCACCUCGAGAAGACCAUCAGUUUACUGAAGAAGCAGAUAGCGCAGAAUAACUCGGGAUACCUCGAUGUACAGCUCGACAAAAUACUCGAAGAGAACAUAACGCUGCUGACGGAAUUGAAUGCCCUGAGAGAGGAAUUGAAGGCUGCGCAGAGGCACAUCGCCGACAUGGAGAGUCUGCUGGGUUUGAAAGGCAGAGACACUGGACCCAUGGAAGCCAGAGCUAAGCUGGCCAAAGCUUGUCACGGUAACGAAGAACUGGAGCAGAAUUACAAAGAGCAGAUCCAAGAGUGCCAGAGAAUAAUCAACGUCUUGAAGGAGGAUAUCGAUAGGCUGAUCAGCAGAUUGACGGAGAAGAGUACCAAAAAGCCGGAACAAUGAUCGUCGUUGCACUUUCGAAAUAUUUACACAACUU
Messenger RNA from Nasonia vitripennis (jewel wasp), 3874 nucleotides. RefSeq names its product cilia- and flagella-associated protein 57 (gene tous). Lineage: Eukaryota; Metazoa; Arthropoda; Insecta; Hymenoptera; Pteromalidae. Gene Ontology annotation, molecular function: protein binding. The coding region runs from base 202 to 3840 and encodes 1212 amino acids. The transcript is spliced from 7 exons. The record is from RefSeq and is a predicted model, not a curated record.